GCUAGGAAGGCGCACACGGCAAUCGCCGUCCGUUCAGUGCGUUCGUGUUGUAGACUGCGCAUUAUAAUGCAAUCAUUGCUUUCGUCCGCGCUUCAGUAAACUGUAGUCACGUUUAUACAUAUUGUAGUGAAGCUGUGAGUAGCCGUGUGGGCCUAGCCGGUGGCAGAGCGCGCUCCCAGUAUCGAUCGCAUCCCGUCCCGCAUGACUGUUUGAAUGUUUAUAAACAGCCGGUCGCAUCUACUUCAACUCCCUAUUUUUUGAUAUGUUCGUUUGGCUGAGGACGGUCCGGACGGUGGAUAGAGACUGAUAUCUACACCUGCAAGCUGAUAGAAUUGAAUCCAGUGCACGUAUGAUGCAUCUACGAUCGAUUGAUUUAUUGAUACGAGUUCGGGAAAGUACACUAUUUUGAUGCUUCAUCGGGAAUCAUCAUUGUAGACUGCUAACUUUACAAGGUCAGAUACCAGUUCCAAUUGAACAUAAUAAAGUGCAAGUUAUGGACGAUAUGGGAGAAUAUUUUGACCAUAGAGAGAAAUAGCUUUGUGGGGCCUAGAUAUGUUGUCGUAUAUGGUGCCUGUGGAUGAGAAGCCUCCGCCAGUGCCUGGCAAGGGCCGAAUGGCGUUGGAGUUGGCCGGGAGCCCAGGAAGCCCAGAGUCUACAGCAAAAAAGCGAACAAACAUUUCGAAGGAAUCGUCUUCGAGCUCGUUCACAAGUGACCUCACAGUGUCCUCGUCUACUCCCUCGGGAGUACUGGACAAACCUAAACAUAAACUACUGAAUAAUGGCAGUAAACACACAUCUUUAAAGAGGGUUUCCUUCGGCAGCUCAAAAGGAUCGAUGGUUGAGACUCUCAUCUAUGAAAGCCCUCUGCAGGAGGAACCAGAGAACUCCCCUCCACCAAAUCUACAAGAGACCACGUUCCUAUACACGCCCGUCGAAGACGAUUCGGAGCGUUCGAAGGUUCGUGUGUCUUUCUAUCAAGGAGCGAGGCCACAGUGUCUUUCUCCACCACCGGCACAGGAGUCGCACGUACUCUACGCGACUUUACUUUCGGCCGCAGCCAACGCAGACAUGGCAGAACACGUUAUGUACAAUAGGCAGAUAAGCACGGAGAGUGGCUGGGAUAACCCCUUCAGGCCCGACGGAGACCUGAGCCGGGAGGCAGAUGAAAUUGUCUCUCUGAUCAAGGGCGGUAAACCUAUAACUCCAACGGCAAAUGCUGGUGUCCCGCUACUUUCUACUGAAGAGGAUGAGGAAGUAACAAGCCCUGAUAACGCAAUUGUCAGCCCGCCAAUAUCACCGGAAAUGAAAAUGUCGAGUCCUGUCCAACAAAGCACUCCGAAAGGGAUGAAUGGUACCAAAAACGGUACAGCCGUUACUGAGAUACGAUCCGGCCAAGUGGAAGUUCAACGUGCACCACCGCAGGAGCCAAUGCAACCCGAACAUGUGACGAUUAAGCCCAAGUGUAAAAAGUGUAAAUGCUGUGUUGUCCAAUAAGCUUUCACCGAUAAACAAUGGUAAAUUAUCCUAAUUUAACUUUCCUCCUUUAUUUAUUUUUCGUAUUAUGCAUGUUAUUGUACCAAUUUAUAUCUAAAAAUCUAUUGAGAGUCUAAGGACUGGAAUAGGCUUGUUUAGAUUAGGAUAGUUAAACCAUUCGUGUAACACUCAGCUUAUGUCUACCGUUAAUCCUUCGGUGUUUACUUGGUGCCUAUUAAUCCUGUCAGUUGCCCUUUUAAUGUGUUCAUUGUACUCAAGUCGUCAAUACACAGCAACUUUCCCUAAUAUUUUUGUAUUCAACUACUAUAUAGACUUGAUAGCGUACAAAGUUAUUAUAACUGGUCUGGUUCAACAUGAUUUUUGUCUGAGAUGCGAUAGGUUUAUUGACAUAUAUUAUUCCCUAGAGAUAUACGCUGUCCCGAGUUUCUAGAAUACGAUGAGAGCUGUUUUAUUCAGAUUUGGUGGAAAGCAUAUGUUUAUAGGAACAUGUUUUUGGUGCAUUUUAAUUUUAAAUACCAGACACGUUAAUUUUUUUUUUGUUUGAGUUGUGAUUAUCAUUUUGUAAUUUAGAUUAUGGCUGUCUAUUUAUUACUAAAUUAUCGAAAAUAUUUUAGGACUUAAACUAAUAUUUGUACCUCUAAUCUAUGUUAACGUUUGUGAAGAAUCUCAACAAAACUAUAUAUCCAGAGUAAAAUAAAGUGUUAUAAAGAAAAUCUAAUACAGGGUCAUUUAACCUGGGCACAGAUGGUUAAAUUUAAGAUGCAAUCAAAGCCAAUAAUAAUCAGCAAUAUAAAAAUUUCUAAAUAAAUGCAACAUGUAUCACACUACUGUGUGCAUAUUAUCCACCAAUGCCUAGUUCAAAAACCCUGAUUUUAAUCUACAUUUAAAAAAAAACCUCUAUCAUUUGGUAUAUUGUGAGACGUUUAUCGUGAUUUCAACAUAUUAUUUUAAAACUGUUAAUAAGUUCUGUGUUGAAUAAUGUUUACAUAAUUUUAAUGUAUAUUUUUAUAUGUUUAUUAAAAUGAAGUAUUAACAGUAAAAUAGUAUGAUUACAUAGUAUUGGGAUAAUAUCAGUGACUGUACUAGAAUAAUUAAUUUACUGUCAUUCAGCUAUUCCCUUCCACCGCUAUAAGGAUUGUAAAGUUAAGGGAUGGGAUUGUGAUGUGGAACAGAAAAGGCACAGGUGAUGAAAGACUGUUUAAGCAUAUGAGGGGUUUAUAGCGCGUGGAGUAUGCUUAUGAUAGUAUGUAACGCUAUAGUCAUAGACAUCACAACAUUUAGACUCGGUUAUGUAAUUCACGCUUGCGUCCAGUAGUACUAUUAUUCCUCUUGAUGUCUAGAUUAGAAUAUUAAUUAUUUAAUUUAAGUGGCAAAGUAACGGUAUUAUGAACAUCCACAGAUAACAAGAAGUUAAGUCCACUUUUUAUACUUUAUUAUUUAAUUUUAGGCUAUUAAAAUGCCACCGUUCAUUUUAUUGUGCAAUUGAGAAUGGUACUAAUUAAAAAACUACAGAAAGGUUAGUUGCAUAAAUGGCAUCAUAUUUCUCUUUUUCAAAGUGAAUGCACAUGCAUUGACCUUUACGAAGUUUAUCUUAAUCUAUCUACAUAUAUCUAUAAUCUUACGAAUUUUUAUCCUUGUAUCAAAAAUUAAGAUAAUACCGAAGCUUUGCUGCCAGGACUGCGAGUUUGAUUAUAUAUUUUUCAAUCAAAUCGAAUAAUUCAAUAGUGCUAUAGUAGUGUUACUUGACAUCUAGAGGGCGUGAUAUGAUGAGGUUUGCAAGUUUUGAGAUUAGUUUCCCUCGAACGGAAUAGUUCCCUUAAGUAGAUAGGUAAAUAGAAAGCUAAAUUAAGAUAUAAUUAUUCAGGUUAUUUGUUAUUGAUGGUUAUUUAAAAAUAAAUUAUUAUUAUUUUAUCAAUAGGUUUUGUUUUUAGAUUUAAGCGGCAUUACACAGUUUAAGAAUUUUUCGGUACUGAUUAGAUCAUUUUAACAGCCAUUUGAGGAGUAAUUGUGAUGUGUGGUAUUUUGUUUGUGAGAAAUGGUCCAGCAAUGAUUGUUGCUAUGUGCUUUAUAACAAGCACAGGCGAUUACACUUUUGGCUAAUAAUUCAAUGGUACUAGCUUAGCAUUAAAAGUCAACUUGUUCAAGCUCUGGUCAUUGUAACAUCACUGUUAGAUAUAAGAAAAUAUUUCCCAAUAUUGGCUUCAUAUCUUUUUUUUUUCUUUUUUUUUCCUACUUGGCCUACCCCCCGGACGAGGUCAUCUCCGGGCCGUGGAAUAUCUGAUAAAGUUUGAUUUUUGGAAGAAAUAAAACUAUUUGUUUAUUUUUAUUUUCAGAAUUAUACAAGAAUACACUAUACCAUUUUUAAUUAUUGUUUGGAGACAAUAUUCACAACUAAAUUUUAAUGGUUUCUAUUAAUAACUAUGCUCCCUAUUUCUAUGAAAUAUUUAACUAAAAUAUUUCUUUUAUCUCUUUUUGCUAAUUCCAAAGCUAUAUUCGACCUUUCGAGUUUUCCCACAUCAAUCUGUUUUUCCAAUUUAAUUCUUUUAUACAGGUGGACAGGGCAGUCGAAAAGGAUAUGCGGGACGUCUUCUACCGCAUGUCCACAAACACACUGUGCGCUCUCCUUCAGCUUGAACCUGUGCAAGUAGGCGGAAAAGCCUCCGUGUCCCGUGAGCACUUGUGUCAACGGGCUGCUGAAUUGUAAGUUUCGGAUGAUCUUGUAUGCAGCGAUGGCAUCCGGGAGGAACAUCUUUAUUAUUUUACCCGUGGGUUCAUUUUUAUAUCUUGUUGCCCACUUUUGCAGUGUUUCCGCCCUUAUGAGGCGUUUUACGUGCGACAGCGGGCAGCGAUCGUAGGUCGGCUUGUUUUUGUGGCUUUUUGUCGCUUCCUUCGCCAGCUCGUCGGCUCUCUCAUUUCCCUCCCUGCCCGCGUGGGCUUUAACCCAGAAAAGUUUGAUUUCCUUUCCGGGGUGGUCUCCGAGCACUUCGCGGAUUUCAGUGACGAGGAGAUUGAGAGAGCGACUGCUUGAUACGGCGUCGAGCGCUGAUCUCGAGUCGCUAUAUAUGUUGAAGCAAACCUCCUUUCGCCGCACCGCCAAGUGCUUUAUUUAAGGCUAGCAAUUCAGCUUGGUAAACACUGCAGAAGCCGGCCAGGGUUAGUUUACAUUUUAAAAUUUCGCGGUUGUUCCUCCAGAAUGUCACCGCUGCACCCACACCUUCGUUGGUUUUGCUACCGUCCGUGUAAAUUUUGAUUUCGUUUCCGUUUGUUACGUCUUCUUCUUCUGCUAAGAUUCGGUAGCAAAUUUUUGGGACUUUUGAAGGGUGAGGGGUGUUUUGCCCUCUAUCUCCGCGUCUUUCAGCGCUUCCAGAUUAUAAUGCCCUCUUUUGAUCUUAAAAAGUACUGCCUCCUCUUCCGCUCUCAGGUCGAGAGGCAGCAGCCCGGAGAGCACUCUCACUGAGUUCAGCGAGGCGGUUUUAUGUGCUUUACAAAUUUUCGCUGCAAAGCCUCGCUGGAUGGUAUCCAGCCUUUUUCUUAUAUACAGUUUACUUGUAGAGGAGAAGAGAAGGAGCUGGCUGCGUAGAGAAUUGUAGGUUCUAUUACCGCUGUGUAUAUCGUGUGUAUGAUAUUCGGGUUUGCGACUUUUGCGAUCUGCUUAUACAGGUUUAUUGCUUUCUUUGCCACCGCUGCUGUAUGCUCGUUGAAGGUCAGCUUGUUGUCCAUGGUGAGUCCCAAAAUUUUUAUGCUUUUUGAAGUCUCGAUGUCUACGCCGGCCAUGGUAAGUCUCGGAAUGUCGUACUUUUUCCGAUUUGUUAUUACCAUUGCCUUGGUUUUGUUUGGCGCGAAUUUGAGUUUGUUGCGCUGCCCCCACCUCUGGAUUUGUGUUAGUGCUUGUUUGGCGCUUCUUUCUGUUUCCAGUGCGCUGUCAUUCGUGAAGACCAACACAAUGUCAUCGGCGAAGGCCUGAACGUAGACGUUUUGGGUCUCUAACUCUUUUAGGAGGGGGUCCACUAGUAGAUUCCUGAGUGUCGGUCCGCUUAUGGAGCCCUGCACGCAUCCUUUGGUCGUGGUUUUCUCGUGGGCGGCUCCUCCGUAUAGCACUCGGAUUUUACGAUCUUUCAGAUAGCUGUUCAUAACCCUCCUAACACCUGGGGGGCAGCCUUCUUCGGCCAGUCUUGUUUUAAUUGCCGGCCACCAGGCGUUAUCAAACGCACCUUCGAUGUCAAGGGUGACCAAUGUGACGACUUUUUUCUCCUUCAGACCUUCCCUUAUGUGGCUCACCAGGGUGCAUAGUGCGUCCUCCGUGCCUUUUUGCGGGACGAAGCCGUACUGUCUUCCCGACAUCGUCGGUAUCAAGUGCCAAUUUAGCCUUUUGACUAUCAUUUUUUCUGUUAUCUUUCCGAAUUGGCUUCAUAUCAAAACUAGAUCACUUGGUUAAGCUUAUCGCUAUACAAUAAAUUACUGAAUUAAAUCUCACUCACGGCUAUUAAAUGAUUCGCCCAUUAUAUAAAUACAAUUCUUUCUUGACUUGUUUUUGUAAGUUUCAUGUAGGUGCAUUCUUUACUGCACAAAUUUAUUAUAAUAAAAUUGGGCUAUAUUUUAAAUCAGAUAUUUUAUAAUGCAAUAUAACAUGAUAAUUAUGUGUUUGUAAGGUUUCCCGACUGCCAGAUAAGGAACUCUAUCAAUGGCAGACGUACAAGACAACAGUUUUGUUGUUAACUUGAACCCAAUAUGUUCCUUAAUAAAGUUUUUUAUUUGCAUGUAAAAUACUGUCAUUAAGGUUCUAUAUUUUUUAAAUAAUUUGCUUCCAGUGGGUUUCUUUGGAUGUUAAGUGUCUCAUUUCAGUGAUAAGAAUAUUAUUGUUUCCAAUAUUUAAUAAUAGCCAUAUGUAUGAAAAAUAUUUCUAUUGUCUAUCGAUGAAUAUGUACAAAUUGGUUUUAAUUUUUAUUUAUAUUAAAUCAUUAAAGUCGU
Messenger RNA from Pieris rapae (cabbage white), 6462 nucleotides. RefSeq lists its product as uncharacterized. Bases 553 to 1494 code for a protein of 313 amino acids. The transcript is spliced from 7 exons. Lineage: Eukaryota; Metazoa; Arthropoda; Insecta; Lepidoptera; Pieridae. The record is from RefSeq and is a predicted model, not a curated record.